CAUAGCGCCGACUCUUGGGAUGUCUAGCCUAUACCAUAACGUCUACAAAGUAUCAGCAUGAGUGAUGUGGUAAUGGUAGGGUAUCGUCGUUGUGUUAGGCGUGCGAUCAUGUGGAGGAAGCGGCGUUUUUAUGUGGUGCUGGGCGUGGUAUUCGUCACCAUUAUCUGUUUGCAAGGGUUGGUCUCAAUUCUCAGCGUGAAGACAUUACAAAACAGAAGCACUGAGAAACCUGUCCCUCUGUACUACAGAAAGGAUUCAGAGUUUGGCAUCUACAAAACCGGCCCCCCAAGGCUCUGUCCGGAAAUCCCCCUCGAUCUCAAAGGGAAGAUACCGGUCUUGACUGACAGUUUGGAUAUGCAGUCUGUAGAAGAGCGUCACCCGGAAUUAAUGUUGGGUGGAUCAUGGAAACCAAAGAGGUGUACUCCGGCAUAUAACAUAGCGAUAGUGGUACCAUAUAGAGAUCGGGAACUACACCUACUGGCGUUUCUUCGCCAUAUGCACCCCUUUCUACAGAAGCAGCAUUUAAGCUAUACCAUAUUUGUUGUGGAACAGACACAUUCCAUGCUCUUUAACCGAGGGUUUCUACUCAAUGUAGGAUUCAUCGAGGCCACUGCCAUAGAUGACUACCAUUGUUUUUUCUUUCACGAUGUAGAUUUGUUACCGGAGAACGACCGUAACAUUUAUACCUGUUCCACAUUUCCCCGGCUACUCGCUGUUGCCAGGUCCAACUCAAAUUACACGCUGCCAUACAGAACGUAUUUUGGAGGCGUUACCUCGAUGACCAGGCGUCAUUAUCUGAAGAUAAACGGUUACUCUAACCGUUUUUAUGGCUGGGGAGGAGAAGAUGACGACGCCUACACGAGGAUUCACGAAAAGGCGUUGCUUGUCGAUCGAAUCAACCCAGACUUCGGUCGGUAUUUUUCUCUUAAUCACACACAAGCUGGAAGGCAGAACAAUACGGAGGAUAUAUUAGUGCAAAACCAGAAGGAACAUUUCCACGAAGGGCUGUCCACCACUCGCUACCGACUGUUGAAAUUGGAGAGAAAAAGGCUGUUCACGUGGAUUCUCGCUGAUCCUGUGUUGCGACAAACAUCAGAAAGUCCAGGUAGCUGACUCAGCAGAAGUUUCAUUUGAAGGCCCUGCCACACUAGAGCUAUAUCCUCUGCGAUUCGCCUCGAACUACUGAUCGCGCCGAUUUAUUCCUAUUACACAAAACCCACCGGAGACCACUCCGAUCGCCUCGUGAUAUUUUCAGGUUGAUCAAGAUUUACCAAGAUGCUCCACAAUUACAGUUCAAGAUUUACGAUUAGGUUGUUGUAACUAGUCGCUAUAAGUGUUGGUGUGACUCGUCUUUACCGGGACAAACCAAUUAGCAUAUGGCUCGGAAAUGGGUUCUGAAUAUAAUAGGUCACCACAAGAAUGGACUGGUAUCUCUGUGAUUUUCGCAGUUUGUCUGCUGUACACUAUAAAUCCCAGGCUUUUGCUCUUAAAAAUGCCUGUAAUCCGCAGGUAGCGUUAUAUAGGGGGCCUAUAGACAAUGCUUGGAAAUCACGCUGAUUAAUAACGUCAGUAGAUUAUGGGUUCAACCACAUACCAAUGUCGGGGACAUUCGGCGCGCCAAUCCCUCAAACAUUUUACAUAUGUAGGUACUUUGUGUCGAUUUAUUGACGUAAAUUAACACCAUGUUCAGCAAUUGCUGUGCAUUUAGUCCAUUUGCAGUGUAUAUUUUGAAAGUGUUCCAUUAUAAGCUUUACGUAACUUGAACAGGCGUUUAUAUUGUCACCUUAUUGGACUCGGCGAAUGUAUUCAUGGUUAUAGAAAACGGGAUGGAGCCUGAGGCCCAUAAAUCUCCUGACAUAAAACCGCAGUGGAAAACCAGCAAGGGCUGGGAUCGAACCCAUGACCUCAUUAGCGAAAAAGCUAGUCGUUCGCUCCCACGGCCAGGGCUGAAGAUGCUCCAUAAAAAGUGAGUGUAGAGACUGGGAGCCCGGAUUAAACACUCAACCUUAGACCAAAAAUGGUCAUUAUUUUGUUCAAAAUGGACAAAAAGGCCCAACACUGGAAAAUGUCUCAGCGAUAUCAUGCAUCAAGUUCUUAUUCGUCACAACUGUUUCGAAGGAAUAGUAAAAAAACUGUACAUAUAACUGGACAACACGACCAUCAUUCUGUUGCAAAUAAACAAAACUCUGCCAAAUUUGAUUUGUAAAUUGCCAAGGUCUAGCCACAUACCAAGUUUUACUUCAUAAAUUGGUUAAUGCAUUUCUAUUCAAUAUGCGAUGAACCGUUCUGAAACCUGAUUCAUCACGAGGUAUCAACCUAUAGUCCUCGCAGGUAACGGUAUACUGGCCAAUUAGGGGCAGGACAGGUAAAUUCUGAUAAAUUGAGCCCAGCUUAUGUUAUCCCAAUACAUAGUUUCCUAUGACUACCGCAAAUCACAAACACUAGUAAAACCACAAGAAAACAAGUCCAGUCACCACGUAACACUAUCUGCUUUCAUAACACGCUACUCAACGCCUAGCUAUCGUGUUACAUGUUGUAAUAUCACAAGUAAUUCAACUAGAAGAUAAAAGGUCGCAUUAUGUUCCCUGGUUGAUGUCUGGGCAGAUAUCAGUCUGCGGAGGCUAGUGAAUGGAAUGUUGAACAUGUCUUUACACAUAAAAGAAAAAAAACAAAGACAGACAAUAGCUGAGAACAGA
Molecule: messenger RNA, 2696 nt
Organism: Liolophura sinensis
Lineage: Eukaryota; Metazoa; Mollusca; Polyplacophora; Chitonida; Chitonidae
Product: beta-1,4-galactosyltransferase 4-like
Exons: 6
Coding region: 58-1113 (351 amino acids)
Biological process (GO): carbohydrate metabolic process; glycosphingolipid biosynthetic process
Cellular component (GO): Golgi apparatus
Molecular function (GO): galactosyltransferase activity; N-acetyl-beta-glucosaminyl-derivative 4-beta-N-acetylgalactosaminyltransferase activity
Source: RefSeq, a predicted model, not a curated record